Molecule: messenger RNA, 1304 nt
Organism: Cinclus cinclus
Lineage: Eukaryota; Metazoa; Chordata; Aves; Passeriformes; Cinclidae
Gene: SIRAL1
Product: family with sequence similarity 118 member B
Exons: 8
Coding region: 43-1236 (397 amino acids)
Source: RefSeq, a predicted model, not a curated record
CAGGUGUAGCGAGGAGGGCACAACGGAGAGGACAGAAACUGGAUGGCUUCUACGGUGAGUCUGGGCAAGGAAACAUUAUUGGAAGAUGGAAUGCCACCUGCAAAAAAGCCCAGGAAGCUGUUGCCAAGCCUCAAAACCAAGAAGCCUCGGGAACUUGUUUUGGUGAUCGGGACAGGAAUUAGUGCUGCAGUUGCUCCCCAGGUGCCAGCGCUGAAGUCCUGGAAGGGGCUGAUUCAGGCCCUCCUGGAUGCUGCUAUUGACUUCGAUCUCCUAGAAGAUGAAGAGAGCAAACGGUUCCAGAAGUGUCUUCAUGAAGACAAGAACCUGGUUCAUGUUGCCCACGACCUUAUUCAGAAGCUGUCUCCGCGCACAAGCAACGUUCGCUCAACCUUUUUCAAGGACUGUUUAUACGAAGUGUUUGAUGAUCUGGAAUCCAAAAUGGAAGAUUCUGGAAAGCAGCUGCUUCAGUCUGUGCUUCACUUGAUGGAAAAUGGGGCCCUUGUGUUAACCACAAACUUUGAUAACCUGCUGGAGCUGUACGCAGCACACCAGGGAAAGCACCUUGAGUCUCUUGACCUGACUGAUGAAAAGAAGGUGCUGGAGUGGGCACAAGAGAAGAGGAAGCUCAGUGUCCUGCACAUCCACGGCGUCUACACCAACCCCAGCGGCAUCGUCCUGCACCCGGCCGGCUACCAGAACGUGCUGCGCAACACCGAGGUCAUGCGAGAGAUUCAGAAGCUGUAUGAAAAUAAGUCCUUCCUCUUCUUGGGCUGUGGUUGGACAGUUGAUGACACCACGUUUCAGGCCCUGUUUUUAGAGGCUGUCAAGCACAAGUCAGACCUGGAACACUUCAUGCUGGUGCGGAGGGGGGAUGUGGAUGAGUUCAAGAAGCUCCGUGAAAACAUGCUGGACAAAGGGAUCAAAGUGAUUUCUUAUGGAGAUGAAUACGCAGACUUGCCCGAGUACUUUGAGCGGCUGACGAGCGAGAUUGCCAUGAGGGGCCGCACAGGUGUGCCCAAGGAGGGGCAGCAGCUGAACGGCUCUGCCGCUGCCCACGCUGAGGUAAAAGCCUUUGCUUCCAUGCAGGAUGCAGCCCUUGAGCCUCAGCCCUGCCCAGGCCCUGAGCUCUUGCAGGGGCUCCUGGGACAGGCCCAAGCCAGGCCAGCAGCCCUCAGGGAGCCCAGCACUGUCCCACUGCUGUCCAGCAUCGAGCCAGGACAGAGCCUCCAUGGAUGAACGAACACCUGGUCUAACAUAGUAAUUGUGGUUUUACUGGGGCUGCAUGUGCCUGUGGAGUGCGGUGU